GCCAUUAACGGUCUUCUAAAAGCAUCAGAAUUUACAUGUAUGAGUCCAGAUGCUACAAAUGCGAUCAAGCUGCAGUCUCUGUUGACUUGUCGAGAACCUUCACGCAACAACGAAGAUGAAAAACCCAGCACCAAGUUUGCUAGACUACUGCCGAGAUUUUGGAAAGGCAAUGAGAGAUAUCUAUUAAGCAAAUUAAUACUUCACCAACUGGAAACCCAUUAUUCUGUUCCAGAGCUCGCAAUGAAACUUUCUGCUAUUGCAAAAUUAAAUCCGAUUUCAGUAGUACCUGUGGACAAAACGAACAUUGCAAAGAUGAGGGAAUGGGCGAGUGAACAUGAGCAGUGUGUUCGAAAGCUUACUGUUAGGUAGCAAACAAUUAAAUUUUCAGCUGGCACAUUGUCUAUAGCCUAUGGGCUAUAAACAUACCACAAGAUCCUCUCAACAGCAAUGUGGAAGAAGAAGUCAUUGAAAGAGAGAAAGAGGAAGUCAUUGAAGAGUAUGACAGAAACCGGAAACCGCGCUAGAAAAGUCUCUGGCACCCAGGGUAAGUAUGACUCUGACUUUGCUUCCAAUUUAUCUUCGCCUCAACUAUGUGAGGAUGAGGAUAUGAAGAGUGAUGUUGUGGUGAGUUCAACCUUAAAAACGCGAAAUGGCAGACAAAUAAAAGCAGUGGUUAGGCUGAAUUUGUAA
Molecule: messenger RNA, 690 nt
Organism: Porites evermanni
Lineage: Eukaryota; Metazoa; Cnidaria; Anthozoa; Scleractinia; Poritidae
Source: the annotation of a GenBank genome assembly